Messenger RNA from Brassica oleracea var. oleracea, 2310 nucleotides. Its product is annotated as microtubule-associated protein TORTIFOLIA1-like. Gene Ontology annotation, cellular component: microtubule. The coding region runs from base 369 to 2051 and encodes 560 amino acids. The record is from RefSeq and is a predicted model, not a curated record. NCBI's taxonomy places the organism in Eukaryota, Viridiplantae, Streptophyta, Magnoliopsida, Brassicales, Brassicaceae. Gene Ontology annotation, molecular function: microtubule binding. The transcript is spliced from 5 exons.
GUCACUUUCGUCAGACAAUAUCAAUUCCAUUAAAUACGUCAUUUAGGAAAACAAGGCGGAUCAUUCUUAAACACACAUCAUCGUGUCCCCCCUAGCGUGAUUAUUUAGACACCUGAAGAAACGGCAUCGUUUCAGGUCAUCUUCAUCAUCACCUCUCAAAAAAAAAACGGUAUAAAGACAGAACACAGAGACGCACGUAAACAAACUGUAAUAAAAAAAGGUUAACUGAUCACCGAGUCAAAGCUUUACGUCCCGACCGAACACCAUCUAGUUUUUAAAACUACAUCUUAAUUUACACUAAAUGCCACUGUCUCCGCCGCAUCACUGAUCCUCAACAUUCGCCGGAAAAUACUAAAAACGGUCGGAAAAUGGAGAAAAGUUCGAAACAAAAGAUGUCGGAGCUGUUAACAAAGCUCGGUGAUCGAGACACGUUCACAAUGGCGGCGAAAGAGCUAGACGUGAUGGCAAGAAACAUUGAUCCCACCUCCGGGAAUCUCCAGUCGUUCAUCUCCGUCGUCCUCUCCGCCGACUCCGGAGAUAAACCGGCGGUUCGUAAGCAUUGCAUCCACCUGCUCGCGGUUCUAUCCGUCUCUCUCCCUCCCAACUCCCUCUCUCCUCACCUCUCCAAGAUCCUAUCUCGCGUCACGCGCCGCCUCCGCGAUCCGGACUCAUCCGUCCGCUCGGCCUGCGUCGCGGCGGUGUCGGCGAUCGCGUCCCGGACGACGAAGCCUCCUUUCGCUUCGGCGUUCGUGAAGCCGCUGUCGGAGGCGCUUUUCACGGAGCAGGAGGUGAACGCGCAGAUCGGAGCGGGGCUGUGUCUCGCGGCGGCGAUCGACGCGGCGGAGGAUCCGGAUCCGGUUCGGUUAGGAACAACACUUUUGCCUAGGCUUGAGAAGCUGGUGAAGUGUAAUGCUUUUAAGGCCAAACCGGCCGGCGUUGCUGUGAUCGGAAGUGUGAUUGGUGCUGGUGGUGUUUCCGGAGCCGCCGGUGGAUUGAAAGGGUUGGUGGAUUGUUUAGUUAGUGUCUUGAGUAGUGAAGAUUGGGCGGCGAGGAAAGCAGCGGCUGAAGCUUUGGGGAGGUUGGCCAUGGUGGAGAGGAAUGACUUAGGAGAGUUCAAGGCUAAGUGUUUGAAGAUCUUUGAAGGAAAGAGAUACGAUAAGGUGAAAGCUGUGAGAGAGGUGAUGAAUCAGAUGAUGGAGGCUUGGACACAAGUACCAGAUUUGUCAGAGGAGGUUUCUCCUCCCAGAUCUAAUGCUUCUUCUAAAGGCUCUGGAGUUGCAUCAACACCUGCUAAACCAAGAACUCGUGAGGUUAAUAGAUCGACUCCACCGGGGAGCUCCAUCGCCACCGCGGCUAGGAGACGGACUAGUGAUCCGAAGAAUACAAGUUCAGUACCAUCACAUAUUAAAUCAAACGUAAGGAGGAGAUUGGAGUUGAAAGCUGGAGGAGGAGCUAGUGUUCCCAGUGGGGAACCUCUUCUUGAAAACGAAAACACAAAUGAAGCGAGUCAUUCUAAUCAUGAGAAGAUCCAGAAGCUAGGAAGUGUUGCUAGUUCUCUUACUGGUGAUCAUGUCUUGUCUGAAAACAAGAAUAGUAGUAGUCACUGCAAAGGGCUUGAAGAUAUGUCUCUGAUCCGUAGUCAGCUUGUUCAGAUUGAACAACAACAAUCCAAUCUAAUGGACCUCCUUCAGAGAUUUGUGGGAAGCUCACAACAUGGAAUGAUUAGUCUGGAAACUCGAGUUCAGGGCCUAGAGAUUGCGCUGGAUGAGAUAUCUUAUGACUUGGCGGUUACAAAUGGGAGAAUGAGUAACGGUUCAAGCAGAAACAACUGUUGUCUUAUACCUCCUGGAAGUUUCAUUACAUCCAAGUUCUGGAAGAAACCAGAUUCUAUGUAUUCAGCAUCGAGGCUGGCCACUUACAGAAAUAGAAAUGCCGAAACCAUGGGGAUGCAAGACUCGAGGAAGCGGUUUAAUGGAGCUACAGGGUUUAUAGUAAACCCAUUAGCUGAAAUUCGACCAGGCAAUGGAUCUGCAGAUCUGGCUCACAAUUAAUGGAAGAAGAGAAACACAAACUUCAAAGAUUCUGAGACUUGGAAACCACUGUGUAUGAGUAUGGUGAUUCAUACUAAUUACUAAGUUAUAUAAAUAUUACUACUACUCUAAGUUCACAGCCAUUUUCUGUUUCUUUUUUUCUUGAAAAUAUGUUCUACUAAAAUCCGUGAAAUUUUUUUAGAUUAUGUAACUGGCCUAACUUGUGUAAAUUCACGGGUUAAAUAAUUGAAGUAGUUGGCAACUGUUUUUCUUUCUCUAC